This is a messenger RNA of Aspergillus glaucus CBS 516.65, 1144 nucleotides long. RefSeq lists its product as uncharacterized. Bases 1 to 1086 code for a protein of 361 amino acids. Lineage: Eukaryota; Fungi; Ascomycota; Eurotiomycetes; Eurotiales; Aspergillaceae. Gene Ontology annotation, molecular function: catalytic activity; pyridoxal phosphate binding. Gene Ontology annotation, biological process: biosynthetic process. The record is from RefSeq and is a predicted model, not a curated record. The transcript has a single exon.
AUGCCUAUCGAGGUCGAAUCCCCCGAAGAAUACGGGUACGACAAUAUCAAGAACAACCUAUCGGAGAGCUCAUGCACAGACCAGACACUCGAGUCUCUUAAUCUACCGCAUAUCCCCAACCUCACCUUUCUCUACAACGAACAUCGGGGUGGCGGCAGACUCCGAGAGCUCAUCAUCGGCAAUUCAGACCUGCAAAAAGACGAUGUCCUCAUCACAUCUGGAGCCGCCGGUGCCCUCUUUAUUAUUUCCACGUCGCAGCUCACCAAAGACGACCAUCUGCUCGUGAUGCGUCCCAACUACGCAACGAACCUAGAAACUCCCAAGGCCAUUGGCUGCGACAUUACUUACAUCGACCUCACCCUCGAGUCGGGUUUUCAACCCGAUAUAUCGGCAGUCCAACGUGCCUUGAAACCCAACAGCAAGAUUGUGUCGAUUACCGCCCCACACAAUCCCACCGGAACCGCCAUCUCCCGCGAGACACUGGACCAAUUCGUCGCUCUUACCAAACAAAGCGGCUGCUUGCUGCUCGUCGAUGAGACAUACAGAGAUAUCAGCUACACUAACCCGCUGCCUAUCGCGGCCACGCUAGGUGACCACGUCAUUAGUGUCAGUUCACUCUCGAAAUCGUACGGUCUGCCUGGCAUCCGAAUUGGAUGGUUAAUCACACAAAACUCCAAGCUUCAAGAGACGUUCCUGGCAGCGAAGGAGCAGAUCUCAAUUAGUGGUAGCGUGUUUGACGAGUGGGUCGCCAAACAGGCACUAGAUCGAAGGGACGAGAUCCUACCCUCGACCAACGCUGAGAUGAGGAAGCGUCUCGCUAUUGUGGAGGCUUGGAUUGAGAAGGAGGAUCUACUUGAAUGGGUUCGUCCGGAGGGAGGCGUUGUAUGCUUUCCGCAUAUGAAGGAAGAACCUAUCGGAGGAACGAAGGCUUUCUAUCAGCGGCUGCUGCUGGAACAUGGUACGUAUGUCGGACCUGGUCAUUGGUUUGAGAUGCCUGAUACUUUUUUUCGUCUGGGAUUUGGGUGGCCCACGUUGGGGCAGUUUGAGAAUGGUCUAGUGGCUAUUUCUAAGGCUCUGCGUGGCUAGACUUUACUUGGCUAGACUUCUGAGGCUUUGUUGUAAAUUUGAUUGGGUUUGAUAUGGG